AUGCCUGCAAAGGGAUGGAAACCAAAAGAAAGAAAGAAAGGGUACAGAAGAUUCUUAUGCGCUCCACGCAAGGGUAGUGGGAGGAAGGUCCGACAAAAUCAGGAUAUUCCAAGACAGGAAAUCGAAGCUAUUGUCGAUGUUGAUCAUGCUGUUUAUGGUGAUGAUGUUCUUAAUGAAGGAUUUCUCGGCUUUGAUGUGACUCCACCACAACAGUCCAUCAAAGUUUUGUCUUUAUUCGAUGGCAUAGGAGCAGCUAAAGUAGCGCUUGAUGCCGUGGGAAUCCAAAUAUCUGAAUAUAUUUCAAGUGAAAUAGAUGAAAAGGCCAUUAAAGUCCUAAAGUAUCAUUAUCAUGACAAAAUGAAGAUGGUAGGAUGCGUAAAGUCGCUAACAGAAGAUAAACUGUCUGAGUUUGGAUCGAUACACCUUCUCCUCGCUGGAAGCCCAUGCUCUGAUUUCAGCCUUUGCAACCCGGCUAGAAGAAAUUUGCAUGGUGAGGGUUCAACUGGUCAGCUAUUUUUUGAAUUCAAACGCAUAUUAGAUUAUCUCACUGAAGCUGCCAGAGUUCAUGGCCAUGAUUUUUAUUGGCUCUUUGAAAAUACAUUCUCGAUGGAAAAAAACACAAAAGAUGAGAUAUCAAGUUGCCUUGGUUGCAAACCCGCUAUCAAAUGCGCUACAUCCCAUAGACCAAUGAAAAGAAAGAGAUGUUUCUGGGGCACAGUUCCAGGAUUAUAUUCUCCAGAAGACACACCAGUCAAUCAUCAAGUUCUGCAAGACUAUUUAAAGCCCUAUCGGAAAGCAAAUGUCUCAAUCUUACCUACACUAACAAGCUCUUCAUAUUCCCAACGGAAAGGCCGGAAAUUGCCUAUAACUGAGGAUGACCAAGAUGGCUACUUGUACAUCACAGAAGAAGAGUCAAUCUUUGGGUUUGAAGAACAUUAUACAGAUGUUAAUUUAUCUAUUACUGACAGACGACGACUUUUGGGUCGCUCUUGGUGUAUUCCUGUUAUAAAAUCACUUCUUCAACCCCUUGCUGAUGUACUGAGAGAAGGUGGCUUCAGGGUGUAG
Molecule: messenger RNA, 1065 nt
Organism: Thrips palmi
Lineage: Eukaryota; Metazoa; Arthropoda; Insecta; Thysanoptera; Thripidae
Product: DNA (cytosine-5)-methyltransferase 3C-like
Exons: 5
Coding region: 1-1065 (354 amino acids)
Cellular component (GO): nucleus
Molecular function (GO): methyltransferase activity
Source: RefSeq, a predicted model, not a curated record